CAUCGCCGUCUCGUGCCAUGAGUUUUUGUAUCUUGUUUGUGAGCGAAAGGAAACAUAGCGCACAUAAAUGCAAGUUCCUUCGCCCGGGGAAUUUUCCAGCGGUUUGCUUAUGAACGGCGUUGUGAUACACAUGCUCAUUUACUGAAUUCAUUAUCAUUCCGAUUCUAUGUCUUUAGGCUUGGCAGUGUCACGGAACAUGAUAUCAUUCGAAAACGGAAGACGGUCAUGAGACGAUCCUGCCUCAAAGUGGGGUACGGCUCUUUCUCUGGCAGGAUUCCCGAGAUGUGCCCCCUGCUGAUUCAUGGCAUCUCUGCGCACAAGCCAACCCAAUAUGGUUCAGACUUGACCGCGUAAAAGAUGCUCAGUUUCUUUUGGGCCUUUGCUUUGUGAAGUUUUGUGACGCGCAAUUACGCAUUCCCCAGGCACCGAGUGUGAAGUUCGCCACUUAUCGAGAGAGGCAGUCCAACAAGAUUCUGAAAGACUAGAUACGAAAAGACCUCUUUCGUCUUAGGCCAUCUAAGAUGGCCAGCAGCAGAGAUGCCGAGAGAUCAACGGAAAAGGAUUCUGGUUUGUUGACACCUCCUCCCACACCGACAAGCCCAUGUGGUUUCCAGUUCCCCGGAAUGGGCGGCUUGGAUCGUGGGUCGUCGGCCUUUACCCCUUGGGUUCCGCGGGGCCCUUCCCUCCUGCCCAUGUUGCCGCCCUUCCCGAUCCUGCCCGCCGUCGCCUCCGUCGCUGCCGCUGCUGCUGCCGCUGCUGCUGCUGCUGCCGCCAGUGCUAAGCGGCCUCUCCCUUCAGGUAUGGAUCCCCGAUUGGUGGGGAUGUUACAAAACGGGUCCCUAGGGCAGCUGCCGUGGGCGGCAGCAGCAGCCCUAGGCGCCAGUGAUCUCGCCCUCAACCGCCUCCUCUUGACGCCCGGAGGCCGACUGAGCCGCCCCAAGAAACGAUACAUCUGCAAAUAUUGCCAGCGAGAGUUCACGAAGAGUUACAACCUGCUGAUCCACGAGAGGACCCACACGGACGAGAGGCCCUUCCCCUGCGACAUCUGCGGCAAGGCCUUCAGGAGGCAGGACCACCUGAGGGACCACAAGUACAUCCACAGCAAGGAGAAGCCCUUCAAGUGCGGCGUCUGUAACAAGGGCUUCUGUCAAGCCAGGACUCUGGCCGUGCAUAAGGCCCAGCACGCCCACGAAUCAUCUAAUCAGUCUCCAACACCCCCGCCCACUCUAGUCCCUACGCCGCCCAUCAUCCCGCCGUUGCCCACGAGAACUUCGACGGACGACCUCCGGCGCUCUGCUUCCCUGUCUUCUCUCUCGUCCUUCUUCAGGACGUCGCCUCUAACGAACAGUUUGUUGAACACGCCGUCCCUCCCGAAGGACGUUACCCUCAUCCCGCUGUAUAAUAAUUACUCCUUCAAAAAAGAGACCGUGGGCCUCGAGUCCCGGAAACACCCGCUCGAUUGUCAAGUCUACCCAGCCGCCAAAAAAGCUUUGCUCCUGACGGAGGAGGACUCGGGGAAGAAAAGAAAAGGUUUCUCAAUUGAAGAUAUCAUGAAGUGAUAUGUGAUUUGUUAGGUAAUUUUUUUUUUUAAAUGUCUUCUAUAUCCCACCGUCGUCAAUUCCAGAUUUAUGUACAAGGUUUC
Macrobrachium nipponense is the source of this 1642-nucleotide messenger RNA. Its product is annotated as protein bowel-like. Gene Ontology annotation, biological process: embryo development; regulation of transcription by RNA polymerase II. Gene Ontology annotation, cellular component: nucleus. The transcript is spliced from 2 exons. The coding region runs from base 522 to 1559 and encodes 345 amino acids. The record is from RefSeq and is a predicted model, not a curated record. Lineage: Eukaryota; Metazoa; Arthropoda; Malacostraca; Decapoda; Palaemonidae. Gene Ontology annotation, molecular function: RNA polymerase II transcription regulatory region sequence-specific DNA binding; DNA-binding transcription factor activity, RNA polymerase II-specific.